CAGGGCAGAUACCUGGGCAGCCAGGCUUAGCAGUAGUGUUGGAGAAGAAGCUAGCAGGCAGGCAGCAGAGACAUGGAGCUGGCCUCAGCACAUCUCCACAAAGGGCAGGUUCCCUGGGUUGGACUACUGCUCACAGCCUCACUUUUAACUUACUGGAGCCCUGCCACUACUGCCCAAGUCACCGUUGAGGCUGUGCCGCCCAACGUUACUGCAGACAACAAUGUUCUUCUACUUGUUCACAAUCUGCCGCAGACGCUCCGAGUCUUUUACUGGUACAAGGGAAACAGUGGGGCUGGACACAAUGAAAUUGGACGAUUUGUAACAUCCAUUAAUAGGAGUAAAAUGGGGCUUGCACACAGCGGCAGAGAGACAAUAUAUAGCAAUGGAUCCCUGUUCUUCCAAAGUGUCACCAAGAAUGAUGAGGGAGUCUACACAUUAUAUAUGCUAGAUCAAAACUUUGAAAUUACUCCGAUUUCUGUGCGAUUUCAUGUACACCCCUCACUUUUACCCUCCUUGAGCCCUCCCACCACUGGCCAAGUCACCGUUGAGGCUGUGCGGCCCAACGUUGCCGAAGGGGAAAACGUUCUUCUACUUGUUCACAAUCUGCCACGGACGCUCCGAGCAAUUUACUGGUACAGGGGAACCACUGCGGGUGAAAGAAAUGAAAUUGCACGAUUUAUAACAGCCUCCAAUAAGAUUAUAUUGGGGCCUGCACACAGCGACAGAGAGAUCAUAUACAACAAUGGAUCCCUGUUCUUCCAAGGUGUCACCAAGAAUGAUGAGGGAGCCUACGCACUAGAUAUGCUAUUUCAAAACUUCGAUCAUACCCUAAUGCCUGUGCAAUUUAAUGUUCACGCUAAAAAGCAGUAGGAAUUUUUUUUCCAGCCCCCUUGCAUUUAAUUCUUCUUUCAUUGCUCUUUCUAACUGGAACCGAACUCUGGGAAAGAGGGCUGAUGCUCACUAGUGAACCCCAGGGAUUUCAUCAGCUGACGGUGCCUUGCUUCACCUCCUUCCACCAGCAAUAAAGUCCGCAUAACUUCUGCAAACAAA
Molecule: messenger RNA, 1050 nt
Organism: Mus musculus (house mouse)
Lineage: Eukaryota; Metazoa; Chordata; Mammalia; Rodentia; Muridae
Gene: Ceacam10
Product: CEA cell adhesion molecule 10
Exons: 4
Coding region: 73-870 (265 amino acids)
Cellular component (GO): extracellular region
Source: RefSeq, marked validated